AAGCUAAAAUCGAAAAUAUGGCACAAUACGAAGUGAUCAAAUUUAACGAUUACGAUACCGUCGUUAAAAAUGCCAAAGUCAAAACCAAUGGAAUUUCAGUUCAAUUAACAAUCGAAAAUCCGAUACAAAGCAUUUCCAUUAGAGGCUUAAACGACGACAAGUAUAAAUUUCAAAAAAUCAUCUUUCACUGGCCAUCCCAGCACGCUUUUUCUGCAACUUAUUCUCCCUUGGAGAUGCAAAUCGUUCACUACAAUACUCGAUACGAGGAAGAAGAUGAAGCCAUAACUGAAAAAGACGGUUUGGCAAUCUUGGCAUUUCUCUUUCGGAUUUCCAACGAAGAAAAUCUUAUAUUGAGACCAAUUACCGAUGCUCUAGACUACAUUAUGAAGGAAAACACAUCGAAGACCAUUCGUAAUUUUUUAUUGCCUUACGAUAGAGAUAUCGCUUCAACGGAUUAUUAUAGAUAUUGGGGAUCUUUGACUUCUUCCCCUUGUUACCAAUCCGCACCGUGGACAAUAUUUAAGGAGAGACUAACAAUUAGCCAAUCGCAGCUUGAAAAAUUCCACCGACUGAAAAAGAAAACCGGAGCUAGUUCAGUAAAUAACUCCCAAUUGGUAGAACUCACAAACGGAAAAAUUGUACAGUUUUAUUCGAUAAAGCCAGAGGAUGACGAUGACACUUCAGAGGAAGAUCACAAGAAGAAGAAACCUGUCAAAAUCAAACCUAUAUUCAUACCUAAAUUCAAAGUUAAGAGAUCUAAAGGAGGGCGAAGCAGCAGAAGAGGCAGAGGUCGCAAUAACGGUGUUUCUACCGAAACUCCAAAAGUGACACUGUUAUUAUUAAUAGUAGUAUGGGGUGGUGCCUACGACUAUUUGGUCAUCUAGAACUUUGUAACGUUGAUAAAAAUCAAACGCAAGACAAUUAUGAAAUCCUAAGAGGAUUUGCUGCUUUAUCCAGUUAAAACCAUAGAAACAGAUCCAUUAGAAAAGUAUCUUCGUCUCUCGAAAGGUAUUAAAAUGCCGUUCUUUCAGAAAUUAGCCGCUUUUCUGUGGAAAAUACUCUAAUUUCUGUUAUGUACUGUACAGUACAACUUAAUUAUAUUCUCUUAUACUUGAGGUACACAAUGAUUUUAUAUAUUCUUUUUCAUUUAUAUCUUUUAAAAAACUUAACUUAUAUAUGACAUAGGCCUUAUGUGAAUACAAACUGUGUAAUUUAUUAUUUACAGUAAAACCUGCUAAUGUAAUAGGUGACCACUUUGAGCUUGUCCCUUCAGUGGUCACAUUAGCAGGUUUCACUGUAUAUGAAUCGUAUACUAUGUAUAUGAUAAGAACAGGUAUAAAGUAUUGAUAUAUGGUAUUUUUCUUAUGGUUUUGUUAGGAAACACUAUUAAAAUGUAUAAUUUUUGGCGAAAUUUAUUACAUAUUAUCGUUAAGCCAGGAAAUUAGACUAGUGAAUAAAUUUAUCACUUAAAAUAUCAAGCAUUCAUAAAAUUUUUUAAUUAUAUACGAAUUUCAAAUGCUGUAUAUGCAUUAACAGAAAAAUAUGAUAA
Centruroides sculpturatus (bark scorpion) is the source of this 1549-nucleotide messenger RNA. RefSeq names its product carbonic anhydrase 2-like. The transcript has 5 exons. The coding region runs from base 18 to 884 and encodes 288 amino acids. Gene Ontology annotation, molecular function: carbonate dehydratase activity; zinc ion binding. The record is from RefSeq and is a predicted model, not a curated record. Lineage: Eukaryota; Metazoa; Arthropoda; Arachnida; Scorpiones; Buthidae.